AGCUCCGAAGAGUGGAAAACCUCAACGAAAAUGGAAACAUUGGGUGCACUGGAGCAGGAAUUGUCGAAGCUUCUUCUUACUUCCAAAAGGGAGGAUAUGGAGAAGAAUCAGAAGGAGAUGUCGGGAUUUCUGAAUCUGUUCACACGUUUUCUUCGGGCCAGGACUUACGUCGACUGGUCAAAGAUUCAGCCUUUGCCAGAGGGCGCCAUUAGGACAUACAAGCAUCUAGAGCAUCCGACUGACGAUGAGGUUAUUAAGUCAAUGCUGAAGAAGUUGAUUGUUGUAAAGCUAAACGGUGGUCUUGGCACUUCGAUGGGAUGCAAAGGUCCGAAGUCCGUGAUUCCUGUGCGGAAUGAGCUCACGUUCCUCGACCUCACGCUGCAGCAGAUUCAGACUUUGAAUAAGACCUAUGGCGUCGACGUCCCACUGGUGUUAAUGAAUUCAUUCAAUACCGAAGACGACACAAAUAAAGUUCUUAAGAAGUAUGCAAAUGUAAAGGUGUCGGUACACACCUUCUGUCAGUCGCAGUAUCCGCGUAUCAAUCGAGAAACGCUUAUGCCAAUUGCCAAAUCUUUUAACGAUACCGAUAUGGAAUGCUGGUAUCCACCUGGGCACGGAAAUUUUUAUGAAGCUCUUUAUAAUUCAGGACUCCUGGAAAAAUUCAUUGCUGAUGGUAAAGAGUAUUGCUUCCUCUCCAAUAUUGACAACAUGGGUGCGACGGUCGACUUUUCCAUUCUCAACUUCCUGCUGUCGCCACCAGAUAGAGAUGAACAGCCCGAGUUUUUGAUGGAGGUAACCAACAAAACUCGGGCAGAUGUGAAGGGUGGCACUUUGAUACAGUACGAGGACAAGCCUAUGCUUCUUGAGAUCGCUCAGGUCCCGAAGGAAUAUGUGGAUGAGUUCAAGUCGAUCAGCAAGUUUCGAAUUUUUAACACGAAUAAUUUGUGGGCUAAAUUGUCGGCUAUCAAGCGGGUGGUGGAGAACAAUGAGCUGGAAAUGGAAGUGAUCGUGAAUCCGAAACAUCUCGAGCGUGGGCUCGACAUCAUACAACUUGAAACGGCUGCAGGAGCUGCGGUGAAGAACUUCAAAGGAGCAUGUGGCAUCAACGUGCCCCGUUCGCGCUUCCUUCCUGUGAAGAAGUGCUCUGAUUUGCUGUUGCUGAUGUCGAACUUGUACGAUAUCGAUCACGGCAGUCUUACUCUAUCUGAGCAAAGAUCAUUCCCCACUACGCCACUUGUCAAACUGGGAUCCAGCUUCGACAAGGUAUCAGAUUUCUUGAAACGUUUCCAAGGUAUUCCUGAUCUCUUGGAACUGGAUCAUUUGACCGUCUCAGGAGAUGUUUGGUUCGGGAAGGACGUUUCGCUAAAGGGGACAGUUAUCAUCAUAGCGAACCACGGCGAUCGUAUCGACAUCCCGCCUGGAUCACUUCUGGAGAACAAGAUCGUCUCCGGGAACCUGCGUAUAUUAGAGCAUUAG
This is a messenger RNA of Angiostrongylus costaricensis, 1476 nucleotides long. The record is from the annotation of a GenBank genome assembly. Lineage: Eukaryota; Metazoa; Nematoda; Chromadorea; Rhabditida; Metastrongylidae.